AUGACCGACAGCAGCAGCGCGAACGCCGAGGCCCUCGUGCCAAAAUUCAAGUUCGAGCGGCUGCUCAACCAGGACCAAGCCGGCCGGCGGUGCGCGCUCUACGGCGCCAUCGACGGCCAGCCGGCGCUGCUGGUGCUCGAGCGCGCGCCGUUCCCCACCUCGGCCGACUACCUGGGCUCGGUCGCCGGCAGCCUGCGGGCGCUCAAGAACCUGGGCGCCAACGACAUCUACCACUGGUACCUGGCCAGCAGCGGCGAGAUCGCAGCCGCAGCCGGCGGCGACGGCAACGCCACCGCCGACCACGAGUUCGCCGACCUCAAGAUCAACCUGAUCUGGCCGUGCACGGAGAAGCACGUCAAGAAGUACAGCAAGCAAGGGAUGCGCGUCGUGACCGAGACGCCGGCCAUCUACCGCGAGCACGUGCGGCCGUACAUGGCGGCGCAGCGCGCGGAGGGCCGGCUGAACUGGGCGUUCAACAUCAUCGAGGGCCGCGCCGAGGCCGAGGACGUCAUCUACCGGACGCCGUUCGGGCAGGACCCGGAGGAGGGCUUCCUGCUGCUGCCGGACCUCAACUGGGACCGGCGGACGAUCGAGGCGCUGCACCUGCUCGGGCUGGUCGAGCGGCGCGACCUGUGGAGCCUGCGCGACCUGCGGCGCCGGCACGUCCCCUGGCUGCGGCGCAUGCGCGCCAAGUUCGUCGACGCCACCACGCGCGUCUACCCGGCCGUCGAGCCGGACCAGCUCAAGCUGUACGUGCACUACCAGCCGACCUACUACCACUUCCACAUCCACAUCGUGCACGUGGCGCUCGAGGCGGGCGCGACGCAGGCCACCGGCAAGGCGUUCGGGCUGGAGAGCAUCAUUUCGCAACUCGAGACAAUGCAGGGGGCCAACGGCGAAGACGGCGACGACGCCGGCAUGGACGCUGUUACGCUAUGCUACACGCUGGGCGAGGCCAGCGACCUGUGGGUCGACGUGUUCGAGCCCCUCAAGAGGAAGAACGGUACAGCUUCUCGAUCGCCAUGA
This is a messenger RNA of Thermothielavioides terrestris NRRL 8126, 1026 nucleotides long. RefSeq lists its product as uncharacterized. Gene Ontology annotation, biological process: deadenylation-dependent decapping of nuclear-transcribed mRNA. Gene Ontology annotation, molecular function: hydrolase activity; RNA 7-methylguanosine cap binding. NCBI's taxonomy places the organism in Eukaryota, Fungi, Ascomycota, Sordariomycetes, Sordariales, Chaetomiaceae. Gene Ontology annotation, cellular component: P-body; nucleus. Bases 1 to 1026 code for a protein of 341 amino acids. The transcript has 2 exons. The record is from RefSeq and is a predicted model, not a curated record.